Molecule: messenger RNA, 20552 nt
Organism: Pelobates cultripes (western spadefoot toad)
Lineage: Eukaryota; Metazoa; Chordata; Amphibia; Anura; Pelobatidae
Source: the annotation of a GenBank genome assembly
AUGGCGCACUUACUGGAUACAUUUGGUUCUCUGGCACUGAAGCAGUCAAGAGCAAGACUGCAAUGUGUAGGGGACAGUAAUAAUGAUUAUGUCCCUAUGGAUUGUAAGCCAUUGCACACUUUUCAGGCACAUGGUAUAUGAAGUGGGUUCUCUGGCAAACAAACCUCAACUUUCCUCUGUGUUUUACGCUUUCUGGACUUUACACAACCUUUGUAUGUUUUUUGCUAUUGUGAAAAAUCUUUUGAAUGGCAACCAUGCUUUAUGUGCAACAUCAGUGUCUCUGACACAAGAAAUAGAAGGAAUGUGCAUGAAAGACAUCGUAGGAGCUAUUGUGACAGAUAUUGUGUAAUACUAAAAAACAGAUUGAUUGUAAAUGUGAUCUCCAUGUGUUUGAAGGUUGAAUGUAUGUAUCUGGCAGAUGUGGCUGAUAAAUGAAUCAAUUAAGCUGGCGGGUAAUCACCAUCACUCUGAUUUUAUUGGUAUAAAUAUAAAAGUGGUUUAGUGGUUACAUCCUACUGCUUAACAGAUCUUGCUUGAGGGGACAGUGUUGUUGAGGGAGUUUCAAGGAGAGCAGGAAUUCAGAAACAGUACUUUUGCAUUUAUUCUGCAUUUUCCUCUUUCACUGGAGUAAGUGUACACCAAGGUCCCCAGAUGUAUAGUACUCCAUAUGCUCUCAGGCUGAUGGUAACUAACACAGAAACUGAUGCCAUAAAACCAUUCCCUUGACAUGUCCUUUUAAAUGAUAACUGGGAGCUCUCAAAUGGAUUUGAAGGCUUGUUCUGACCACUUCCAUCAGUGCAGCUUUCUAUUUCCAAUAUAAAUCGAACCAGGACAUUGUUUGGUCAUCCAUAAGGUUCCUUAAGUGAUCAAGGUAUCUGAAACGCUCCAUCCAAAGAUAUUGAUUUCAAAAACUGGUAAGCAUGUUCCUCAAAAAAUUUAGUAGCAUCUCUAGUCCAACCUUUUCCACCUUUCAUACACAGGAUUAGCUUGUGUUUAUCCUACAAGACUUCAAGUUUUUUUGUGGAUAUUAGUAUAGGCAUUCUCUAUGGUUUUAGCCGAGGAAUAAGUCUCCAAGUACAUGAAAUAUAGGCUGCUAAUAUCCCCUUCCACAGCCACAAUAAAUUCAGGGAGUGCAGUCACCCCCAUCCUCAUGACCCAUAUAUCUUCCUGCAGCAAAACUCGUAUUUGCUUUAAAAGCUCUUAAUGUCCUGUUAAGUUAAUAGGAUGUGCCCAUGCUGUUGGAGCCAUAAUUGCUCCUUCUGUUUCUAUUUACAGGUAAUGGUAGAAAUCUUGCUGCCAAUAUUGUAGAAAUACAGUAAAAUAGACUCAUAAACAGCAGGUCUCCUAGAGCUCAACAGAAUAGCAUCAGCUCAAAAAGAUUGAUAGCUCUGCCCAUUUUUAAGAUAUACGGAACCAGGAGCCCUGGAAAAAACGUCUACCAUCAGCCAGGUUCUUGCAUGGACGCAGAACUUUUUGCACUGGCACACAAUUCAUAUGUGCUCCAGUGCAUGUGCACACAACUAUGCCUCUCCCAUUGACCUCUAUGAACCUUAGUUUCCCAUUAUGAGAUGUUUGGUGGUAUUGGCAAACCACCUUAGAGGCAAUCCUCCUAUAUGACCUAACAGGCAUGCCACCUGGUCCUCUAUUAUCAACCCAAUUAGCGGGGUAAAGACAUAGCUGACAUAAUCAGUGCUGGCAUGUACAUUCAUAACGUUCUUAUAAUUCAGUAUAUAGAUUCCAAAUGUUAAUAAAUGAAAAAUAAAUAAAUAACGAGAUCUUUGAAAAAUUAUUAUUGUAUUAGGCCAUGGAAGCAGGUCACAUCCUAACACUGUUCUUUAACGUAUGUUCACUGACAUAUAUUUGCUAUAUUAUAAUAUCAGUUAUCUACCUAUCAAUACAGUAUAUGUUAUGGUAAAAAAAAAAAAAACAUGUGUGUACAAAAAAUGUAUUCAUUUCUUCCCCGUUGCUUAAUAGAUUUACAUCGUAGCCGAUCAAUCCAAUGCUAGGGGCUGAAUGAAUUCUGUACAUUCAAUGUCCAGUUGACUAUGUUAAAAUAUUCUGUUUUUUUUUUUAAUUUCUUUUAGCUGAUGGAAUUCAAGCACUGUUUUUAUUUGUGGAAAUUAAAGAAAAAGCUAACCCAAAGUGGAAACUGCAUCUCAAGUCAGACCUACAGAGUUUGGACAAUGAGUUGGGCAAAAUACCUUUUCAUUCUCUCCUUUACUUCCUACGUUCACAGGUACAUUUAUAGCAUCAUAGUAUAGUAUCAUUACAACUAGUGCUUCUAUGCUCGAGUACUGAGAGGGUCAUACCAUACCUACACUAGGGGAGAGGGCUGAUUGAAAUACAUUGUGCUACCUAUGCAUUUCAUGCUUUAAAUAAAUAUUACUGCUAAUAUUUCUUUAAAGAAAAUGGGUUAGAAAGUGAAGAGGUUAAAGGGGAACUGUCCAAGAAUGUUUACGGUUUACUUAUCCCAUAUAUUUAACUUAUUUUAUUAAUAUAUUUAUCAUUCAGUCAUAAAGACACUCGGGUUUUUUAAUUUCUUUUCCUAAUUUCCUUUCGAGAAAAGUGUUGUAAAAACAGUUUGUUGAAAAUUGUACAAUAUUAGAAACAUGCCUGUGGUAAUGACAUCAUAAGGAUAUGAAUAACAAAUACAGAUACAUUCUUAUUUAAUUCUCAAGAGUCACAAAAAUUGUCAAAUUUAAAUAGUGUUACAAAAAUAACAUUAAAGGGUCUUACAGUUAAACAUGUUAUAAUCCCAUCAACUUUCUGCUUCUAUUUUUCUUAAGGUUUUUGAUCUAUUUAGAUAACAAAUAUACAUAUAACUUAAUGUUAAAUACAUUCAGUCAUAAUAAUUUCAUAAAACAUUUCUGGAUUUCCAUAAAGCCACUUUCCAUAAAGCCACAAUUAAUAGCUAACAAUACCAGUAAAAUAUAUUCCUCAGUUUUGCUUAGAAUUUGCUUAAAAUUGUACUAAAUAAAACUGUUCCAUGGUAAAAGAAGACAUGUCUCCUAAACUUUUUAGAACUCUAAAAGUGUUGUGUUUGUGAAGUGUGAAAGGAAAAAAAAUAAUAAACUUUAGAAAUCAACAAGGUUUAUCUUGUAACUUGGUACCUCCAUUUUAGCGCUUUGUCAACCAUUUUCAUAAAUUGGUAGUCCGCAUCGAAAGAGUAAAUAGAAAUGAGAUAGAAAUAGAAACAAUGUUCAUACAUAUCUUUCUCAUUUGCAAUGUAUGCCUGGACUGAACUCUAAGAAUGUUAUAUAAUUUUAUAAGAAAACAGAGUAUCACAAAAAAAAAAAAAACAAUGUUAACACAAAUUAUAGGUUUAAUAUCCACAAAAGUGAGGCUUAACAUGUUAUUACAAUUAUUUAUAUAGUGCCAACAUAUUCCUAAGUGCUGUAUAAUAAGUUACUCAAGAGGUAAUUUGAAUUGUAUUUAUAAAAAUGCCUUUUAAAUAUGUAUGGUAGGCAAUAUUUCGCAUAAAUAACAAUAAACACAGACACAGUUUAUUUUAUUUCAAAGGGCUAGGCCGUGGUGUUUAUUUAAAGCUCAAAAGAGGCAUACCACCAUAACUUGAUAAUGGUAACAUAUUCACAUAAACUUUUCACUUUACAUACAAAUUUUUUUUAACUUUCGCCAUCACUUAAUUGCCAGGCAAUCAUAGCUAACCUGAUCGACUUUUAUAUACAAUCAUUUAACACAUAUCCUUCCUCAGAACUUGAACCUGAGGAGGACUUUGCCCCCGAGCUUUCCAACACCACAACAUUAAAGGAACACUAUAGUCACCUAAAUUACUUUUGCUAAAUAAAGCAGUUUUAGUGUAUAGAUCAUUCCCCUGCAAUUUUACUGCUCAAUUCACUGUCAUUUAGGAGUUAAAUCACUUUGUUUCUUUUUAUGCAGCCCUAGCCACACCUCCCCUGGCUAUGAUUGACAGAGCCUGCAUGAAAGAAAACUGGUUUCACUUUCAAACAGAUGUAAUUUACCUUAAAUAAUUGUAUCUCAAUCUCUAAAUUGAACUUUAAUCACAUACAGGAGGCUCUUGCAGGGUCUAGCAAGCUAUUAACAUAGCAGGGGAUAAGAAAAUCUUAAUUAAACAGAACUUGCAAUAAAGAAAGCCUAACUAGGGCUCUCUUUACAGGAAAUGUUUAUGGAAGGUUGUGCAAGUCACAUGCAGGGAGGUGUGACUAAGGUUCAUAAACAAAGGGAUUUAACUCCUAAAUGCAGAGGAUUGAGCAGUGAGGCUGCAGGGGUAUGUUCUAAACACCAAAACUGCUUAAUUAAGCUAAAGUUGUUCAGGUGACUAUAGUGUCCCUUUAAUUAUAAAUAAAAUUAGCAAGUGAGGGAGGGCAGGGGUCCGUCUGUGCUUCUCCUGUCUUGAAAGACCACUGACAGGGAUUGCGCUCGCGCUGCCACUUUUAUACUUACCCGGCUUCCCUCUCUUUUGCUCGCUUGCGGCCAGCAACCAAUCCCCAGCCAGCUCUUGUCCCCUGCAACAGCUAUGUCACCAAAUCUGCCCAGUUACUUGUCCCACUCUAAUCAAACGCAGAAAUCACACUAUUUCCACAACCAGUGUGUAGUAGUGAGGGUGUGUAGCGCUAAAUAGUGUUCACUAACUCCCCAGAUUUCUUUAGGAGUACAAAUGGUAUUCAGGUAGCUAGGAAAAAUUACAGAAAUAUAUAGUGUAUUCCGAUAUAUAAACGUGAUCAUACACCUUAUAAUUAAGAAGCACUCACGUGGUUCAGAGCCUAUUAGGGAUUGGCUCUAAUCACUCGCGCCUUGUGUCAUUGAGGUGACUCACACCUCUAAAUCCAGAUGAGAUAUAUUCCUCAAAAUAGAGAAAAAGAGAGAAAACAGGGAAAACUCGCCCUGGUGUUGAAAUCCUUUUGAUCACAGUAACAAUUCUUUAUGUAUACAAAGGUAAAGGUUGCUUCUCACCUGGGUGAGAGCCUAUGACCUGGCUCUAAGUGUAUAAGUAGAUGAGUCUGUUUAGGGAUGACUCCCUCCCUCCUUAGGCAGGAUAGAAGAUGCACCAGAUGUAUGCACUCAAAAUUCAAAAGACAAUAUUUAUUUCAUAGACAUUUAAAAUCAAUCUAAUACACACAGUAUACUGGUGAGUCCAAAACGCGUUUCGCCGAUUCCAUUCGGCUUUCUCAAUUGGUAACUUCCAUCCUGUUCUGUUCCGACUAAAUUCUCCGCCUUCCGUCCGGAUUGGUGGCAAAGGAUCAUGUACCAACCAAUCACGGACGUUACUAUGGGGGAGGUUACAUUGCUGCAGCUGUAUUGUUUUAUCCCAUAAUGGCAGUAUUCUCCCCACUUGAAAUGCGGUUUCAUCCGUCGCAGGUUGUAAAAAUUGUAAAAGACUAAUAAGGGAAUUUCAUAAUCCACAUGAGAAAGAUAGAUAUUUUAAAAUUAAACAAGUAAUUACCUGUCAUACAACAAAAGUAAUCUAUAUGAUUACAUGUCCUUGUGGGUUAAUGUAUGUGGGUAGGACCACUAGAACUCUAAACACCAGAAUUCAAGAACAUAUUAGGAACAUCAGAAAUGGGUUCCUGAAACAUAGUGUGUCCCUGCAUUUUAAGAAUUAUCAUAACAUUAACCCACAUCUAAUGGAGUUUAUGGGAAUACAAAAAAUAAUUGGAAAUUGGAGAGGUGGUGAUCCCAUAAAACAAAUUGGACAAACAGAGAUUAGAUGGAUUUUUAAUUUAAACACUAUGCAUUCCUAUGGUCUUAAUGAUAAUUUUGAAUUAUGCCACUUUCUGUAAUUUUUUUAUGAAUUUUAAGGGUGAUCAAUUUGAUGAUAAAUAUUUUAUUAGAUUUUUAAUAGUUUUAAAUUGUAAAUAGAUUGUAAAAUCCCUUCUCUAUACAUAUUUUAUACAUUUAUUUUUAUAUGUAUUAUGUUAUCUCUGAAGUGGGUAAAUCAUCAUUAAUUCAAUGCACUGGUUCUGGGCAGAUGGAUAUGAUAUUCAUGGUCCCUUUAUUUAUAUUAGAUUUGUGGAAAUUUGUAUUAAUUAUUGUGCUGUAAUUUUUAUUGAUUAUUGUAUUUUUUUUGUUUGAUUCAUAACGCUCAAAUAUGAGCAUAAUACUUUUAGAGUGGAAAGAGGAUAAAGAACUAUAUUAUGGACAUUCCUCUAAUUGCCAGUACUUUGCCAGUAAGUGAAAUGGACGAACGUUUGGAUUAAGAAAAUGGAAGAUAAGUGGGUUUUGAUCAAAACUCUAUAAAGCAGGAAGUGAUGUCGAACAACCUGUGACAGAUGAAACCGGAUAUCAAGUGGGGGGGAAUACUGCCCUCCCAAAUUCCUGGAAGUGACAUCACGCGCACGGUCACAUGUGCGUGCGUGAUGACGUUGCCAUUAUGGGAUAAAACAAUACAGCUGCGGCAAUGUAACCUCCCCCAUAGUAACGUCCGUGAUUGGUUGGUACAUGAUCCUUUGCCACCAAUCCGGAUCGGAAGGCGGGGAAUUUAGUCGGAACAGAACAGGAUGGAAGUUACCAAUUGAGAAAGCCGAAUGGAAUCGGCGAAACGCGUUUUGGACUCACCAGUAUACUGUGUGUAUUAGAUUGAUUUUAAAUGUCUAUGAAAUAAAUAUUGUCUUUUGAAUUUUGAGUGCAUACAUCUGGUGCAUCUUCUAUCCUGCCUAAGGAGGGAGGGAGUCAUCCCUAAACAGACUCAUCUACUUAUACACUUAGAGCCAGGUCAUAGGCUCUCACCCAGGUGAGAAGCAACCUUUACCUUUGUAUACAUAAAGAAUUGUUACUGUGAUCAAAAGGAUUUCAACACCAGGGCGAGUUUUCCCUGUUUUCUCUCUUUUUCUCUAUUUUGAGGAAUAUAUCUCAUCUGGAUUUAGAGGUGUGAGUCACCUCAAUGACACAAGGCGCGAGUGAUUAGAGCCAAUCCCUAAUAGGCUCUGAACCACGUUAGUGCUUCUUAAUUAUAAGGUGUAUGAUCACGUUUAUAUAUCGGAAUACACUAUAUAUUUCUGUAAUUUUUCCUAGCUAUCUGAAUACCAUUUGUACUCCUAAACAAAUCUGGGGAGUAAGUGAACACUAUUUAGCGCUACACACCCUCACUACUACACACUGGUUGUGGAAAUAGUGUUUUUUGCAUUUGAUUAUAGUAGAACUGGAGAGGUCCUACUUUUUGUGUGAGGGCAGCUGCAUUAAGAGUAAGUGUUAAAUCCUGUUUUAAGUGCCUGUUAACACAGAAUACUUUGUUAUAUUAUCGAUCACUUGUCCCACUCUGCCCAACACCCUAACCAGGGGUCAUGAACUUUCCCUAACUGUACCAACUUAACCCUCUAUUGCCACCAUACAUAUAUACCACAGUGCUUAAUGCCUGUGGCAUCUUUGUCAGUAGUACAUUAAAAUAACACUAUUUGUAUAAGAUUAAUUACUUUGCUUUCAAAUAAAAUAAUACACUAAUAUGCACUAGAAAAAGUGCGGGCUAUAAAAGAAAUGGAACAUUUUAGUUAUGAAGAAAGGUUAACAAAUUUAAAUCUCUUUAGUUUAGAAAAUGGUACCUCAGAGGGGAUAUGAUAGGCAUGUGCAUGGGGAACAUUUUUGGUUCGGUUCAGCAUUUAGAAAUUCGGGACUUCGGCAAUUCGGCACUUUGACACUUCGGCAACUUCGGAAAUUUUUAUUUAAAAUUGUAUACAGUGUAACAUUCUUCAUUCUUCCACUGGGUAAGUAUAUUCGUUCUUAGGCAAUACUGUGAUUCGGAACUUCGGAACUUCGGAACUUCGGCAGAUCAGCACUUCGGCAAUUCGGUAAUUUCGGAACUUCGGGACUUCGACCAUUCGGCAAUUCAGCAAUUCAUCUAUUUGGACAUUCGGAAGUACCCAAAUAUCCGAAUUGGCUGAAAUUUGUCCGAAUUCACAUUCGGACCAAAACGAAUUGCACAUGUCUAGGAUAUGAUAACAUUACACAAAUAUAUUCGGGGCCAAUACAAACCAUAGUCUGGAAAUUUAAGUAUAAACAGAACUAUACAUAGAACUCAAGGCCACACGUUUAGACUGCAAUUUGCAGGACUUAAAGGGCACAUGUCAUGCCCCAAACAACUCUUGCUAGAUAAAUUGAGCAUAAAAUUUUAUCUAUACAUUGUUAUAGCUGUUGGGAAAAACAUAUUUAAAAAUAGAUUUUUCUUCCAGCAGUCAGUCAAUAUAGGCAUUGAAUACAUUAUGUAUUAUUAUCAUAUACAGUGUAUCCAAUGUAUCAGAGAGCGAUUUUAGGUAAGUUAAUUUUUACAUUGGUUCACUUUAAAGAAUCUGCUGCUAAUGUCUUGGUGCCAGAUACCACAGGUCCACAAGCUCAUGCCUUCAAAUCUCUACAUAAUGCUGCUCCCACCUAUCUAUCCUUCUUAAUACACAAGUAGGUCCCAUCUAGGCCCCUACGCUAUGCUGAAGACCUUCUUCUAACCGCUGUUCGUACUCCCACCUCUGAUGCUCUCCUUCAAGACUUCUCUAGGACUGCAUCGUUCCUGUGGAACUCCCUUCCAAUCUCCAUUAGACACUCAUCCAGUCUCCACUCCUUCAAAAAAUCAUUAAAAUCUCACUUCUUCACAAAAGUGUAUUAAUUAAACUGUUAAUAGCUCCCAACUGUUUCCUCUCCUGCAACUGUCAUUUAAAAAAAAACCACAAAGUUUUCAGUGAAUACUACUCUACCAAUCUACUUCUCUAAUACUAUCCUUACCUUUUGUAUCACUAUACCCCACUACCUCUAGCAUGUAAGCUCAUUGAGCAGGGCCCUCAACCUCUCUGUUCCUGUGCGUCAAACUUGUCUGGUUACAAUUACAUGUUUGUAAGUCCACCCAUUGUAAAGCGCUGCGGAAUUUGUUGGCGCUAUAUAAAUAAUAUAAUCAGUGCUGUUUUGGCAGCUACACGAUAUUAGGCAGGUGGUUUUAAUGUUGUGGUUGAUCAGUUUAUGUUUGAGGUUCAUUUUUUUAUAAUUCUGCAUAUUUCUUAUAACUGCAGAACUGAUGUGGUUUACUAACGCUUUAUGACUCCAUUACUGCAGAGAAAAUGAGUAGAUCUUAGAGUCGCACACUCAGUCUAAUUUAUGUAUGAAAUUUCUAAUAAUUUUACUUAGACAACCCAUGAUGUGGAUGCUGCUACAAUGGAGAGGGAAAUCUUUUGCGGUGAAAUAAAGGAGAACCCAGUGCAGUGUCUGAAAUCUAUACUAAAUGAACUCUGUAUCCCAAUUCUUCGAGCUCAGAAAGAUUGGGGUUCCUGCAGCCAGGAGAGUGUUACUCAUUUCCUAGCUGGCCUGGAUAAAUAUGCUGCAGCUAUUGAAGAUGCUACAAACAUUGCCAAUUCUGAAAAGCGACCUACAACAGUAAGUAUUUACUAAAAUAAUAAAUUUUAGAGCUAAUCUAAUUCAUGUUGUAGCUUGAUAGUUAAUGGUUUGCUCCAACCAAAAAAAAAGGGUUUUAAUUAAAGUUCUUGUGACGUUACUCCCCAUCACUGCAGAGGUCACAAAGUCCUUGAGGCAGGACUGAGGGAGGACUUUUAUGUCCACCACCAGCAUGCUAUGCGUACUGGCAACUGAUGUUUUUUAUACACAGAAUUGACAUUAGCUUAAACAAGCAAUUGACUGAUCUCACACAAAAAAAAUAUCUCUUGUGAUCUCACACAAUGAUAUCUUGUUAAAUGAAAAUGCUAGUCCAUGUAAGUUAUAUUUUCAAUUUGCAUUUGAAUUACUAUUGUUUGCAAUGAUAUGUUGUGUGUUUAUUUUUAGCUGUAUUUAAGGAAAACAGGAAAAAACAAUCAUAGUUGCAACUUAUUUUAUUUCAUAUACAGUUUAUAUAUUAUUUAUUAUUUUUUAUAUAUUUAUUUAUUUUAACAAGAUUAUUAGAACAUACUGCAAUUUAUUUAUUUUGUGGGAUAAAAAAAAAAAAAACUGAAUACACUUUUUUUGAUUUUACAAAUUAUAUCUGAUGCAGAUUUUGAGAAGGCCACUAAAUAUUUUAAGCUCUGACUUUAUACAACAAAGAUCUGCAAUUGUGGAUUCAGAGGUCGUUGAAGAAUAUGAAACACUGGUUUCUGAGUGGAUGAAAAUGAUUGAUCAGAUUUUGAUGGAGGCUGUGGAUGAAAGGUAAAAUGCAAUGAUUUUUAAGAAUGGUUAGAUAUUGAUGAAUACUGGUAAGGAUAAUUGUUUUAGACAUUAAAUUACAGCUUGUUGUGGGUGUAACUAUCAAUAGGGUUGAUAGUGCCUUAAAUAUCUGGACUUCUUCUUUAGUACCAACUGACCAUUCUAAACUCAUAGAAGCUGUUUUAACAGAGAGUAGUCAGAAUAUUCAUAUGAAUCGUAUCAUUCUAUUGUAUUAUAUUGAGAUGAAGGGGUUUGGGAUGAGACAGUGCUCAUGACAGUAAUAUUACAUGCCGAUACUAAUAAGUGACAAUGGAGUCACAGUGACUUAAGGUCUUGUGUCUCUUUGGCAUGCACAUAUAUCUGUGAAAGCUCUGUCAUGCUGCACAGGUCAUUUUGAUAGAGGCUGCAGGGACAUUUGAUGACACACCUCAUGACACCAACAGCCUCCAUCCGUCCAAACUAUGAAUCACAUUCACUGUGUGGGUUUGACCAUUCACACAGAGGUCUGUGAGUUUAAUGCACGAGGAAAAUUCAUAUGUUUGUACUUAUCCCUCAGCACAAAUGAUGCCAGCCCAACCCUGCCUGUUAUGGUUUACUAGCCAUAAAUACAUACAGCAUAGCCAAUAAUUACCUGAAAGGGGAAUUAGGGAGAGAGGACGACCAAGCGACACAUUUCAGUCCAGUAAUUCUCUAAAAGCUUUUUUUGUUUGGCAAAUUCUGCCUACAUUUUGCCUCAUAAUUAGUCACGUACCACAACUCACUCCUAGCUUAUUCUAGGAUUCUUAAUAGGUUUGUAAAGCUUUACUAAAUGUACACUUCUUUCCACUUUUGGAAAAUGGAGAAUAACUGAACGUAAUAAUGGACUCCUAUUCACAGAGUUCAAGAUAUCACAUCAACUCCUCUGACAGAGCUGGAACGAUGGAAUAAGAGACAGAAAAUGUUGGGGUUUCUUAUAGAACAACUGCGUGGCAAAGAAUGUAAAGCUGUUGUUGGCUUGUUGAUUUCUGCUAAAUCCCGUCUGCUGAAAAAAUGGAAGGCUGUGGAUAUCAGGUAUUCAAUGAGCUGAUGUGCAUGGUGUAUUUACCCCCUUAGUACAUUACUUGGAGGAAUGAGUGGCACUAUUAAGGUCCAGAGUACUGGGUACUUGCAUUUAUUUGGUAAUGCUUGGACCUUUGGGCAUGCCAUGGCACAUAGCAAGUGUGUGGAGUAAUCUGCAUAUAUGUGUUCAGGAGUUUGAGCAGGUGAGGAUUACAUUUUUAGCAUUAUUGUGAUUCAUUUUACACAUAGGGUGAAUUAAUUGGGGUACACUGGGGUUUAGGUUUUUUAACUAUACAUUAGAUGAGGAUGCCAGUCCUUGGUCACAUUUGGUUAUUAGAGGUACCCAGCAAUAGGGAUUACCCUGUGCAGUUAGGCUGAAAGGGGACCUAGCAAAUUAUUAUUUUUCCUCAGCUCCUUCUCUUCCACAUUUUAGCAACAGGACAGUAACUGCAAACAGCAACUGCUGGACAAUAUAAAUUGGGCUGGAAUAUAUACCUGUAUAUCGAGGUGCAGCCAUAAAAUCAUGAGAUUAAAAGACAUAACAAAGACCUAACAUUAACUAUAAACCUAGCCCUAACACAAUAUAAUAGAUAUUUAAUAAUGAAGAAUUUUUAAAGAGAAAAUAAUGACAUCUUGAGUUUUGUAUAUAUAAUAAUUUUUUUUUUUUUUUUUAGCAUUACAGAUGCAGCAAAUGUUGCCAAAGAUCGAGUUAAGUACUUGGAAGCACUGUAUCGCCAUUUGGAUAGCCUAGCUACUGAACAUGACCCAGUCACUCUAACCAACAGUGUUCUCCCAGCCUUCUUCAACGGCAUACGGCAAAUGGAAACCAUGUCUCGUUUCUUCUCUAGGAAUGGAUAUCUGGGCCUGCUGCUCACAAAGGUACAACCUUUAAAUGCUGGUGUGAUUGUCUUUGUAUUUUUUACUAGUCCUUGUACAAACUGCAAUUCCUCUGAAUUAGGACUGUUCAGGGGAUCAGUCAAAUUUCCAAAGACCAAGCCGAAAUGUGCCAGAUUUACAAGCCAACAGAAAUGCGCAAUGGCCAAGCUUACCUGUUCCAGUGAAUCUGAAUUCUGCCUGUGACACCAAAAAAAAGAGAUGAUUUGUCGGAAAAAAAAGAUGGUUUGAGGACGGUCACUAAAUGUUUAUUUUAUUUACAGAUCAAGUGAGAAGUGAGCAAUAGAUGGAAAAAAGGGGAAGCAGUAAAAAAACAACUAUAUUUCUAUAUUUCUAUAUCAUAUACAUAUAUAAUAUUUAAAUAUAUAAAUACAUGUUGUUGUUUUUUUUUUUUAAUGUCUUUUUUUCCCAUUGCUCACUUGAUGUAUGAACUAAAUGGCAUAAAAAUGCUCCUAUUGGUGCACUGCAAAAUACUGUAUAUACCUAUAUAUAUAUAUAUAUAUAUAUAUAUAUAUAUAUAUAUACCUUGUGACACUUACUACUCUAUAUCUCUACCUAGGUUCUAAGUUACUGAAAUGUCUCCUUUACAACUUCUUAUCUUACUUUUUCCUCUCUAAUUCCCAUUUGAUCCAAUGCAAUCUAAUUUAUGUCUCCAGUACACUGCCAAAACUGCUCUAACUCCCACGUAACAAAUGAACGCUUGACAACACAAUGGGUAAAUGCCACUUCUGUUUACUCAUCUUCCUGGAUCUGCUUGUGACCCUUGACAUAGCAAGUUGUCCAUCCUUUUGCAAACUUUUUCACUCUAUGGGGAUCUGUGGCACUUUAUUGGGUAUAAGUUGUAGAACUCAGAUCUUAAAUUCUGUAUUGCUCUUCUUCAUAUACACAUCCUCUAAUGACAAAGUUAUUGAAUCCGUUGGAUUAUGCCUUUAUGCGGUCAGUCCUCUCCACCGCCAUCUACUAUUGAUCUCCCAACCUGUCACCUUUCCUACCAUCUUGUGUCAAUCAACAUCUAUCUGAAAUCUCUUUAUGAUUGACUAUCCCAGGACUUACAUCUCUCUUUUGCUCCCAUUACCUCAUUCCACUUUGAUAUUCAGGACAUCUCCUGCGCCUAGCCGUAUAAUCUACUCUACAUUCCACAACUUUAACAUUCUUUGAAAACUCUACAUUUCACAUUUGUAAUCCCCUAUAACAGUGUUUCCCAAACCAAUUCUCCAUGGUAAUAAAUGGUGACCUGGAACUUGUAUAUUACUAAAGUGCCAGUCUGUCCCUGCCAUACAAAUAUGGCCAAGUGUAGCAGAUAGUGAGGUGUUAGACUGCUCAAAAAUGCUUUUAUUAUUUACAGAACACAGGCUACUUGCACAACAGUGACUACAAGAACUUAAUAGUUCUUGUUCGUAGGCUGCUACUUGAACAAUGUUUUAAAAUGUAAUAAUAAAAUUAAAAAUAUGUAAAUGUUUCUGAGGAGGUGCAAAUAAUUCCCUUUUGUUAAGGUGUCAAAUCAGUUGGUGCAAAACUGCCAAGCAUUUUUGCGAGAAAGCCUUGUGUUCAGAGAUUCAGAAGAUAGACUCUGGGACAUGGUAAGAGAACACAUGAUGACAAGUGAAAGUGAGCCCACAUCAUUGACUGAUGUUUAUGCACCACAGAAGAACAUUAAAAAAGAGAAACAUAAGGUGAAGACAUCAAAAAGCAACAGUACUUUGCAUAAAAAGUGAGUACCAUAGAAAAUAACUAAUAAUAUGUUUGAUCAUCUAGACUGUAAGCUUGUUUGAGCAGGGCCCUCAUCAAUCUAUUUUUCCUGAAAUAUUUUGUAAUUGUCAUAUAUUGUUAAAUUUCCCCCUUUUUAUAAUAAGUGCUGAAGAAUAGGUUGGUGCUAUAUAUGCAAAUAAAUAUAAUAAAAACAAUUUUACAUUUUUUAUAGCCGUAUUUGACCUUUGAGAAAAAGUUAAGCCUUCGGCACCAACAUGUAAAUAUAUAUAUAAACUCUGCUAAAAAAAAAACAAAAAAAAUCAUUCUUUAUUGAAAAAUGUAUGCUAUUAAUUGUAGUUUUACGUGGGUUAUUUUCUAGUUUAUUGUUAAGAUGGCAAUUAGCAUUGAUUGACUGUUAUAUGGUCUUUCAAUAUAUGGACUGGCAAUUUUGAGUUUUGUAUACGUCUAUAUACUCUAGUCUAUACAUUAAUAUUGUCAGCACUCUGAUUUUAACUCUAAUGUGAAAUGAGUAUGAUUUUGUAUUAUUGCAGGAUCCGUGCUUGCGUGGCAUUGCAUACUUAUUUUCAGGAUGCUUUGUGUCACUUACGUGAAUGGUUAUGGGGAACACAUGGAAUGCAUCAAUAUUCUGCUUCAAGUUCCAUAUCCAGCAUACCUGGAAGAUUAUCUUCUACACACAUGGUGAAAACUAGCAAGACUGGCGCCAGGAAGCUGCAAUCAGUAGCAUCUAGUUAUGGUACUUGUAUAAAAUAUUUUUAUCUUUAUUAAAUAUUUCAAACACGUUUAUUCUAAUGUUAGAAGGUAUUAUUAUUAUUAUUAGUAGUAGUAGUAGUAGUACCACUAGUGUCAUUAGUAUUUACAAUAGUAGUUCAAGCACACGUUAUGGUGUAUAUAUAAAUUUGUGGUCAGAGACAAUAAACCGAGAAAAAGUAUAAACCAGUUGUAGUGUGCCGAAACUGACGUUCGAAAUGGUGGGUGGGCUGAAUCAGGCAGGAACUGCCUAGGGGAGAAGGCAGUUUUAGUCUAAAUAGGCUGGGAAACCCCUCCAACAAUUCCACUUAAUAUUCAACAGUGAAGGUGAUUAACGUUUAAAUGGAAAUUGCUCAAAAGAGGGUAUUGCUGAUAAAAAUUCUGUCAUGAAAUUAAAUUAAAGAACUCUUUCAUUCAAGCAAGGCUAAUUAAAAAACUAGUGAAAAGCUGGAUUGUAUAAUAAUAAUAAUAAAAAAAAAAUAUAUAUAUAUAUAUAUAUAUAUAUAUAUAUAUGUAUUAACCCAAAUUAGGGCUGACAGAACUUGAGACCAUCGGGCUGCAAUACCUAACCAUAAAAAGUUAAUGUAGGCCAAAUGAGGGCUUGAUAGAAAUAGAGAGCAGACUUGUAAAAAAUACUUAGAGGCUGACUGAGGGCCGAAUGAGACCUUGUAUAACCAUAAUAUGCCCGAAGGAUGGUCUGCACAAUAGCUACCAUUGAUACUCAGUGGUGAAUGAGGGCCGAAUACAAUUUGCAGAAAAUCACUAAAGCCGAAUGAGGCUUAACAGUACUGCCCACACAUUGUUAAAGGAGAAAAAAGAGAAAGAAAAAAAAAAACGCACUCCAAUUACAAGAUCCGGGUGCUAAACUGGACCAAGGGCCAGCCACAGCCCCAGGGAGUUGCUAUUAGUGGAAGAAAAAGGAUCUAGGCACUCCAAGAAUCUUCAAUUUUAUUUAUUAGGAUAAGUGAGACACCAUAAUGUUUUACCCCUGAAAGGGCAUUUGUCAUGCAUGUCAAAGACCCUUUAAGGGGUGAAAACAUAGUUGUGUCUCACUUACACAUUGUUUAAGACCGGACUGAGUGGACUGAAAUGCGAUUGCUAAAGAUUUCGAUAUGCCCGAAUGCCAUGAGUUUCUGGGGCCAGAACUGGAAGUUGUGGGUCAACUCUGAAUCAGGUGGUAACGGCCCAUGGGAGAUAACAGCGUGAGUCUAAAUAGGCUGGGUAACCCAUUCCACAAUUCCAGGCUCCGUCUUAACGUAUGACAACUUGGGGAAUUUGUCACACUAAUACAGUGUACAGUUCUCAGAAUUGUUUAAUUAGCAAUUGGCACGAUGGAUGGAAUGGAAACUCCUCUUAUUUGACAUGCUGUUAAGAAUUCUCCAAGCUUGUCACACGCAUUGGUGGAAGUCGUGGUCCUGCUCGGAGAUGUUGCCCCCUGUAACGGCUGCUAGUGUGGUCCAACACGCAGAAACUAUGUAAACAUAUACAUAAAAAAGGAAAGGAAAUAAAAGGACAGAGCGUAAACCAGACCUUAAUAUGGCUGGACUAAUACGCUAGAGAUAGAGAAUGGUCAAAGGGAAAGCCGAGGUCAAGGAAGCCAGAAAUACUCAGAUACCGUUUAAACAAGCCAAGUCAGGGGAACCAGAAUUUGGAAUAACCAGGGAAAAGCCUACAUCAGGAUACCAGGAAGUAAUAUUCACAAAGAUAAACGCACUCUAGGGAACCAGGAACAGGAAACCACGACAGGGCAAGGUACUUGGGGGAAUUAGGGAUUUAAAUAUCCCUCUCUAGACUCUGAUUGGUCAGAGGGUGACCUCUGACCCCAGAACGUGCGCGUGCGUUGACGUCGUGAUGUCACGCGCACGUUCGUAUAAUUUUGGGGGGUGGAGCUAUGGAUGGACGCGACCUCAUGGUCGGCGACAUCUUGGAUUUCCCCGAGCGGCGUGGAGGAGCGGUUCCCAGCUCACCGCUGAGCAGGUAAGCUCAGUGAGUUGGUGCGGUCGUGCCGGUCGGGCACGGACGCACAUGGCGGCGAGCCCGGGGCCGUCACACCACCUGAGUGGAGACCUAAAGUUCAGGGGUUUCGAUGGGUUGAGUUUCACACUUUGGCAUGUUUCAAUACAUCCAAAUAUGCAAUAGAGUUAGGGCAAAUUCAUACACCCAUAAGGUAAACACAUGAUAUAGGUUAAUGAUCAUGAGCGUAGGUGGUGGUUGGAGAUUUUUGACAUUGGGAAUCUGUAUCCUACACCUAAAAAUGGUUAGUCUACGUUCUCUUGGUAUUCCGGCAUGAAAGUGAAUUGGAAACUAACUGAGAAACACAGGUUUUCAUAAUAUGGUUAUGCUGGUAGAAUUGGAAAGUAACCAUGGAAGAAAUGCGUGUAGAGAUCAAUACUGGUUUUAAUGGUACAGAUGGCUUUGUAUGAUUGCUUUCAUUAUCUUGUUGCAUUUGAUGACUCCUGGGUCCUGCAUGACUGGUUGUACUUAUUCUGCAUAGGGACCUGCACCUCUCACUGUGUUAUGGUUACAAUUCUUAAUUACAAUAUUAUUAAAAAUAAGAUUUGCAAUAAAAAAAAAGGUAUACAGUUCAUACACUGCAGUUAUGGAUUCUGGGUUGGGAUAUGGAUAUGAGAUACGAUUAUCUUUAUUAUAUGUAAAGGUUUUAUACAAGGACCUUUUAGAAUAUGUGUUCUCAGGAUAGCUUUUCAAACAGUCUAGGUUGUCUGGGAUGUGAAGAUGUGCUUCUUUUAAUACUGGCUUUCAGAAAAUUUCUGUUUCUGUAGUUAUUGAAUAUGUGAUUAAUGUCAAUAUUCACACAUAUAUACCAAACAAAUGGUCCUUUUUUUGCUGUAGUUUAUGUAUGUGUGUGUCAAUGUGUGUGUCUUUUGACAGAAUUUGUGAAAUAUCUGGGUCAUCAUAUCAACCAAGAUGUCAGAUCAUUUUACCUAAUUUGUAUUCAGUAAGAGGGUUCUCAAGUGUCUUCAACUCAUGGUAUAGUAAAUUUCUCCAUGAUUAUGAUCUGCGUAAAUCUGCAAAUUGAACAGCCAAAUAUUUACAUGUGUGAUCGAUGUAAUGUUUUGUCUGCUAACCCUUUUAUAGAUCAACAACAUGAUUACCAAAGCACAGGUGUGGCUAUAACUGAUGAUGACACCAUAUUGUACCAUUUGGAAGUGCUUUGUGCAAAACUGAAACAAAUAGAUGACAUCAUGGAGAAGCUCCUAGAGGUAAAUAAAUGUAUUUUUUCCUCUCUUAUUCUUGGUAUAAUUUUUUUUCCAUCUACCAUUCAACCACACUUUUUGUGUUGUUCCAUGAACAGUGCAUGUUAACUGAAUAUUAAGUGCAAAACUGAUAUAUUUGAAAUAUGCUGCUACAUUUAUUCAGUACCCUACUCUACCAAUAGUAUUACUCUCUUUUAGCUUUGAAUAAUAAUAUGUAUAAUAUAUAGAUGUAUAUAUACUUAUAUAUAUGUUUUAUACUUUUAGUUCAAAAUAUUGUCAGAGCAGGCAAUAGGCAUGAGAAAGCCUGCCAGAGAAGAUCUCAUUCAAGAUGAUGAUAGUGAAUCAGGAAGUGUAUGUGACAUCAUUGACGAAGGAGAUGCCAAAGAAUCAGGUUUGUUUGUAGACAUUACAAUGUGUGUCUGCAGUUCGAGAAUUGUUUGGCACUCUAAUGCUCUCCUGGAGACCAGUCAAUUCAAGUAAAAAUAGUGCAAUGCAACAAAUGCAUUUAUACUGUGCAGAGUUACUUUGCAAUAAACCAUAAUGCAUUGUGGCAUAGUGAAUUAAAACAGCUGCCUGUUUGUUCCAGGAUUUUGGCCAUUUCUUAACAAAAUACUGAAAAAUUAGGAGAUGUUUCCUCCUUACUGGUGGAGUUAUAUUAGAACAGACUUGGCAUCCAUCUGAUUAUUGGUGUGUUGAUUUUGUGGGAGACCAUCUCGGAGACUGUCUGUAACCAUACUUCUUAGAGAUUAGCCCAACUCAUGAUGAUCUCUGAGGCUGAUACAUUCUUUUAACUAUAGAACAAACACUGAGAUUCUAUGUAUUUAUGGCACUCAAUAAACUUAUCACAUACACUGGGGACGUUCUAACAUUUACCAUUUUGACUCCUUCUCAAUUUUUCAUUAGGUCUGACCUGAACAAGAUUGUUCAGAGAUCCUUUUGCCUAUGUUCCCUUUUACUCUUUUCUAAAUUUGUAUUUUUAAUAGGUGCUUCUUUGUAGGACUGUUAAUAUAAUGACUGUCCUUAGAAAAGAUUUUAUGCCUAUGCACAGGAAUAAUUACUAUUAAUUACAAGGGAGGCAUAUCAUUGCUCUGAAGAUUUUUUUUUUUUCCGUGUCCACAUUCGUUAAGCAAUAUAUAGUUUUUCAAUUGAUUGAUUCUGUGUCUGUAUCUCUUAUGUUCAACUGUGCAAUGAAAAUGUGAUAACAAGUGCAACAUUUUACAUAAUUCCCAUUUUACUUUUUUACAGCCAUUUAUUAAGAAUUGUACUUGCUCAUAGAAACAAGAAACAAGUUAUCUUUAAAACAGUCAAAAUGUGAAUUAUCUUGUAAUUCAUGUCACUGUAUGUUAAUGUUUAGCAUAUUUAGAUGCCCACAGUGAUCCAACCCAACUCCAACCACAAACAGGAAGACAAAAUUCAGUUUCCCCAUUAAAACUGCAUACCCUGGUUGAAGAAGAUGAGGCACAGGUACUUGUUACUUUUUCUUUGCUAAAAUACUUUUUAUUUGUUGUAGCAGUUUUCAUGAAAUACUGUGUUUUUGUUGUCUUAAACACACAAUACAAAUGGAGAUUUCUCAUUCUACACUCUAAUAACUUGGAAGCUAUUUCUCUGUUAAGUUUUCUCAUUUUAGAUAAUUAUGGAAAGUGUGGAUAAUAUUUAAAACAUAUAAUGGUAAUAUCAUGACCAUAUUUAAAUUAUUUUGUUAUAGUUUAAUUAACAAUAUAUUCAAAUCCAUUCAUUAAUGGGAAACAACAUUAAGCUUUGACAUGUCUGAUGUGCAUUGGGAUUGUCUUGCAGAUCUUUGUGGGAGAUUCAUUGGAAUCCCUAGAAUUGCCAGGGAAAUCUAAGAAUGUUAUGAACUCAAAUGAUGAACCAUCCAAUUUUGAAAGUGAGGAGCAAGUACUGGACAGAGAAGAAGACAAUGAAUUAUUACUUUCAAAUGAGGAAAAGCAUAUGCUUGGUUGGUAACUUGAGAUUGGAACCAAUACAUUAAGUGCUAUUUAUGGCCAUGUAUGCUAUUAUUAUUUCAGUUAAGUACCUUGGGUAUGAAAAACACUUUAACUGAAAUGUGGCUACUUUUUAAACUAAUGUGAAUUGGUUAUUGUCUUUGAUUCUUUGAUAUUGGGAAUUGAAAGGUACUCCAAUUCUUCUGCAAAUGCUUAAUUUAUAUAUUCUCCAGUUGUUCUGUAGUUUUCUUAAAAAGAGACUGUGUCUAAAGUAGCUUGUGUAAAAAAAUGAGAACAGAGCAAAUGCAAACUUGUGCUUAUGCAUAUAUUUUAUUAUUAUGUGUAUAUAUGGCUUGUAAACACACAAUUGGAAAGUGACACUUAAAAUAAAUAUAUAUACCCAUUUAUUUAAUGUUUUAAUAUAUGUGAUGGUAAGUAAUAUUAUGUUUUGUUUAAUAUGUGAUUGCACAAUUUAAAAUAGAAAAUUGCCUACAUGUGGUCACUUUGAUACCAAAAUCAAAGAAUGGGAAACACAUAUCAAGCUGUGUGAAUUGGAUAUUGUUUUCUCACCUUUGUUAUUUUGCUCAUUUUAGCAUAUAUUUUGCUAGUCAUAUCACCUUGUUGUUGAAUGAAAAUACUGCACGGAAAUGGUGUAGCAUAACACACUAACGCGUAUAUAUCACUCAACAGGACGUUUUGUCAUUAACUCUGUUUGCUAAAACAUCGUGAAGAAACAUACAAAGAUAUAAUAAAUGUUGGUCUGUUUAUAGCUAACCUUUACAGUGCGGAUGACAUGGAAGAUGAGGAAACAAGCUUGUCAUCCAUUCUGAUGAAGAAACUAGAGGAGAUGAUUGAUAUGCUGAGACAGUAUCUCUACACUGAUACAAUGCUGGAUACAGAGAGAAGGUUAGACACAUUGGUAUAG